AUGGCGCGGUUCCAGGCGGGCCAGCUGACGGACGACGUGCACGCCGACUGGCUGACGGUGCAGCUGCUAGCCAUCACGCUGGCCACGGGCGUGCUGGACGCGGUGUCGUACGGCGAGUACCAGGUGUUUGCGUCGAACCAGACGGGCAAUGUCAUUGUCCUCCUCUCGCUCGCCAUUGGCAUACGGACGCGGUACGCCGGCGGGCCCGCGCUCGUCACAACGGCCGUGAGCCUCUCGACCUUCCUCGCCUGCUCCUUCACCUCGGGCCGUAUCGGGAUGCGGAGCGGCGUGCUCGCCAUCGCCGCCGUCCUCAUGUACCGCGGCACGUGGUACGCCCUCGCGUCGUCCCGCGGCCAUGGGUGGGACGCGCUGCCCGUCAGUCUCCUCGCCCUCGUCGGCGGACUGCAGGUCUCCCAGGCCCGCCAGUCUGGCAUCCAGGAAAUCCCCACCGCCAUGCUCACCAGCCCCAUGGUCGAGUUCCUCAACCACCCGCACCUCUUUGCUCCUUGCUUCCGCCUCUCGUUGUCCUCUCCAAGCCGACCCCGACCCAGCCCCGCCGAGGCGGCGGCCAUCAAGUCGCGCAACCUCCGCGCCCUCUACCUCUUCACCUUUGUGACGGGCGUCACGACGGGCGCCGCGCUCCACAGGUCCACGGGCCCCGCUAGCGCCACCUUCUUCGGCCUGGCGAUCCGCCUCGUCAGCUUUGUCGCCUUUGUCUUUGUACCCGCCCAGCGCGCUCCGCUGUCGGCGUCGCAGUCGCUGCCGUGCCCACCUUCGACGAGCUCCUCCUCUUCCGCCUCAUCCUCGUCACCACCCUGCUCGUCAUCUGCUCCGGUUCCAGUCUCUGCAUGA
Molecule: messenger RNA, 852 nt
Organism: Pseudozyma flocculosa PF-1
Lineage: Eukaryota; Fungi; Basidiomycota; Ustilaginomycetes; Ustilaginales; Ustilaginaceae
Exons: 2
Coding region: 1-852 (283 amino acids)
Source: RefSeq, a predicted model, not a curated record